Messenger RNA from Patella vulgata (common limpet), 9941 nucleotides. RefSeq lists its product as uncharacterized. The transcript has 2 exons. The record is from RefSeq and is a predicted model, not a curated record. Bases 537 to 1448 code for a protein of 303 amino acids. NCBI's taxonomy places the organism in Eukaryota, Metazoa, Mollusca, Gastropoda, Patellidae.
CUGCUGAAGAUUUGAUGGAUGUGUUCGACUGAUACAUAGUAUCAAGGUUGGGACACGGUCUGGCCUCAUCAUCAUGCAUUGACGGUCACAUUAAGACAGGCUAUUUGAACGCACUAGGUUUAUUGGCGAAACAGUGCCUUCGUUCAAUGCAAAUGCAUGUCGGUCUUGGUAGCUACAGCACUAGACGACACGACACACUCGUGUUUAUUUCUGGAACGGAUUUUAAUACUAGACGUGAGUUUGACGGGAGUGGAGGAACCACCAUUUUGAUUACAUUAUAAAACUAUGGCUACGAGGAUCGUCGAUUUCUAUACACGAAGUGAUUGUAUUGUUUGCUAGUCUGUGAUACCGUUAACCAUGUUGGCUGUAGAUAUAACGGCAAAGUUUUGUAUCUGUUGUGUUUGGGCUUUAUAAAGCACAAACAUUCUUUGUUUCACGGCCCAAAGUACAUUCCGUUAUUUCAAUUUACGCGUGUGCUAUUUAUAGAAGAACAAGAUCAUUUCUCUGUUUACGCAAGGAAGGUAAUCUGUCGCAAUAUGUUGGGAUUACGAAUAGCAGGAAAGGUGACUGUCAUCCUCAUCAUAGCAGUAUUUGUUAUUAUUAUUGGCUUCUUGUCGCACCCUGGGACACUCUUACCGUCAUAUAAUCCGGUUAACCCAAGUACGACUUGGUCGAGAUUUAUAAACAACAAUGGAACUGUUGAUCGUCUACAAAAAAAGUACCCAAUGGCAACAUGUCCCCUCGAAUCACAGACUCUCGUCGAAGAAGAUUAUGUUGUUAUAGAGGCGUGCGUAAAAGGCUACCAAGCUUUGGAAAUGCAGUCUAUUGACGCUCGUGAAAUGGAAUACAAAAGAGUACAUAUACAUAAACCAUGGUUAACGAGAAACGACAGUGUUAUGAUCGAAGUUGGUGGAUACAAAGGAGUAGACGCAGAACGUUUGAUCAGCAAAGGGAUGCACCCAAAAUACAUUGCUUUAGAGCCAGUGCCCAUGUUUUAUGAGUUAUUGCAAAAAAAAUUCCAAUCCGACAAACAGUUUUUGAUUUUGAACUUUGGAUUAGGAAGAAACGAUCGAACUCUAACAAUCCCGAUCCAAACCGACGCCACAUCAUUGUUUCGACAGAAUAAAAUAAGCAUGGGAACGGCAACGACAAACAUCACGAUCCGAAAAGCUACCACAUUUUUUGACGAAAUUAAAGUCAAAGAUAAAAACGUGGACUUAUUGCAUAUAAAUUGCGAAGGUUGCGAAUUCGAACUCCUCGAGGAUUUAAUUUCAACUGGAUAUAUUAGAUAUUUUAACCAUGUACAAUUCCAAUUCCACAUGCAUUUACCAUAUAUAGAAAAAGAGGCGUGUCGGUACUGCCAAAUCAUGAAACUUCUGGGCCGGACACACAAGCCAAUGUUUCAGUACCGUCAUACUUGGCAGGCGUGGGAGAUAAAAACCGAGUAAACCUAAUAACAUUAUUUUAUAUUAAAGCACUAUUGCGUAUUGCUUGUGGUUUGAUUAUGUGAUAUCAGUUUUAGUCUGUGGGUCUUUUGUUUUAAAUGUAGAAACGGAAUUAUCAUCGUGUAUGAUUAAAUGGAAUGACCACUUUCAUGCAAUCGCCAUGUGGGAUUAAACGGAACGACCAUUUUUAUGUAAUCGUCAUGUGCGAUUGAACAGAAUGACCACUUUUAUGUAAUCGUCAUGUGGGAUUAAACGGAAUGACCACUUUUAUGUAAUCAUCAUGUGGGAUUGAACGGAAUGACCAUUUUCAUGUAAUCAUCAUGUGGAAUUAAACGGAAUGACCAUUUUCAUGUAAUCAUCACGUGGGAUUAAACGGAAUGACCAUUUUCAUGUUAUCAUCACGUGGGAUUAAAUGGAAUGAACACAUUUAUGUAAUCAUCAUGUGGAAUUAUUUGAACAUUUUAACAUGGCGAAACGGGAAUAUAUUUUAAGCAACCAAGGAUAUUGCCAUUUCGGCAAGGACUUGUGCCUUAUGAAACAUUAUUCCUACAUUUUCUCGUUUCGUUUAAUAAAAGAUUGUUUAAGGGUAAAUAUUUUCUUGCAGACAAUUUUAGGAGAGAGAAAGAGAGAAAUGGGGUUUAACGUCCACUCGACACAAACUAGGUCAUUUCGGGACUAACAUAAUUCGCUUGCGCGUAGGGGUCUUUAAUAGUGGGUGGAAACCGGGGGACCUGAAGAAAACCCACGAGGUUGGACAGGCGACCCUACUCUUUGUCACGUACAACCGGGGAUUCAAACCCUGCCAGUUGACUCAAUGACAGACCGUAUGAUACAGCGCGCAUGUGCUAACCAUUUCUUAGCCCAGAAAUCCUCAUUUUAACUCUGUAGCCUCGAUUGUUGGAAGCUCUAGAGGCUAAAGUUAAUAUCCGAUUGACGUUAUAUUUACACACAGUGUUUAAGGUCAUGAGACGAAGACGCCUAUUGAUUUUCAACGAUUUCUAACUUUGAAAUACCUGGUGGACGCUCUAGACGCUAAAGUUAAUAUCCGAUUGACUUUAAAUUUAUACACAGUGUUCAAGGUCAUGAGACGAAGAAGCCUAUUGAUUUUCAACGAUUUCCGAUAAUUACUUUGAAAAAUAAUGGGACGCUCUUGAGGCUAAAGUUAAUAUCUGAUUGACUUUAAAUUUAUACAGUGUUUAAGGUCAGGAGACGAAGAAACUUAUCAAUUUUCAACGAUUUCCGAUGAUUAUGGCAAAUUGAUAUUAAAUAUUUUGUAUGCUAAAUGUUAGAAUAGGGUAGAACUAGAAGCCAAAUGGGUUGUUAUUUGUAAUCAUUAAUCAUAUUUUAGUGUGUUGUAAAUGUAUUCAUUUCUGACAAAAGAAAAAAUAUGCGACAACCCUUGUUGACUCACGGACGACUUAGCUGCUGUGGCCGUAAGUUUUGUUGCCAGGCAAACUAACAUUUAAAGCCAUCAAAAGCCCUGCAAUUGGAAGACUUAGCUCUUAGAUAAUGCAUCUUCAAAUGUUAAAUAAUCAUUUAUAUAUUCAGAUGACGACCACCGGCUUUUAGAUUUAAAUUCAUAAAUGGCCAUACUAGGUUGAACGACAUUUAGUGGACAGGGCUCUGUUUCUCGAAAAGUUAACUAAAGAUAAAAUCCAAAUUUUAGUAGAUACUUCAAUUUUGAUUGGCUAAGCACUAAAAUCAAUCUAAUAUUAUCCAAUCAAAUUACUAAAAUUUGGAUUUUAUCUUAGUUAAAAUUUCGUGAAACAGGCCCCUGGGUUAUUUAGUUAAUUUUGUGUAUUUCACGUCAAAUGUAAAAAUGUUUUUUGGGUUUUUUUUGUUAGAAAAGUUCGGUGUUAUUUUGUAGCGCUCCCUAAUUCAUGGAUGAACAUAUUCUGUGAACCUUUUAAAAUUUAAAGAUACAUUAUGGGAGAUUAAAGAGUUGGCAGUUCAAACUAUAAUAGUUAAAAACUAGAUAAUGUAAAGGGAAUUUGCUGAAAGUUCAGUCAAAUUGAUCCACCCUGAACCGAGAAUUAAGCGAUUAAAUUUUAGGCCUAGCCUCGAUCAUCAUUACUAAAGUCGGUAGGAUAAAAACAUAGUCUCGAUUAUCCAAUUUUUGAGUUAAUCAUGAAUGAGAGAGAGAGAGAGAGAGAGAGAGAGAGAGAGAGAAAUGGGGUUUAACGUCCACUCGACACAAACUAGGUCAUUUCGGGACUAACAUAUGGUUUAACUUUAUUUCAAUAAUUCGCUUGCGCGUAGGGGUCUUUAGCAGUGGGAGGAAACCGGAGGACCCGGAGAAAACCCACGAGGUUGGACAGGCGACCCUAUUCCUUGUCACGUACAACCGGGGAUUUGAAACCACGCCAGUCGGCUCAAUGACAGGCUUUAUGAUACAGCGCGCACGCUAACCAUUCAGCCAUCCAACCCCCCCCCCCCCAAUCAUGAAUGAACGUUGAGCAGCAGAUCGGACUAUGAUCCAGUAAAUAUCGCAGGCUAGCGAUGACAUUGAGAGUUGAUUAUGGUCUGAAUAAGUUAAUUAAUGUCUAAUUAAUAACUUAGAUCACAUUUAAGGCCUAAAGAAAGACCUGCACUGGCAGAUUUAGCUCUUAUAUAAUGUAUGUGUAAUGGACUUAUAUCAACAAAUUCCUUAAUGUAAAUGUGAUUGCAAGCUGCAGAUGUGACCACCUGACAUCCAUAAAUUUCUUAAGUCUAUAAAAGUUCUGUUGUGCAAAUUCUUAGUAUAUAUUGAACGAAAGAACUUUUGUUUUUCUCCUUUUACCAGCUGUGAAUAGUUAUUUCAUAUCAUUGACUCCAUUGCAAAUGAUAAAAUUAUUACACAGAGUGGACUUAAAGAUACGUUUCCGCAUACAAACUGGGUGUUUUUAUGAUGUAUUUGGACUAAAAGCAUAUUCAAACUAAUUAAUCAAAUUUUGCUUUAAAUCAUUCUCAAAACAUUGUUUUCGCGAGGGAAUACCCCUGCUAUAAAAAAUCUAUUAAAAGAAGUCAUGUUUGUGUCACGUGACUUAGCUGACGCACUACCUAGCAAUGGGUGCGAAGCCGGAGGAGAAUUUGUUGCAUUCACAAGACAAUGUUGUCUUUAAUCGCUAUCAAUUUAUCAUAAAUAUCGAAGCCUUAUUAAAUUCUCGGAUUAUCCACUACCCACGUCUUUUUCCAUGGUUUUUAUCUCAGAAAGUGUUGUACAUUGAACUCUUCAAAAGGUUUAUCAACAUAUACAUCAAGCGCUCAUUCUUUGCGUGCAUCCGUCGACGUCACGCGAGCAGACAUUCCUAAUCGUCGGGCUGUCGAUUAGGAAAAAACCUUACAUUUUUGUCCUUUAUGCGCUCCAUUGGUGUUUUUCGGGGAAUCCUGUAUUUUUCUAGUAAGAUUGGAUAAUUCUACUUUCCAUAUAUACCAAAAUUGCCAUUGGAAAUAACCACCCGAUAAUUACUUUUCUGGGAAAUGUUAUUCACAUUUAAUGGAUUUAGAAUGCUAACGGACUAUUGGCGGAAAACAUUAUUGACAAAUUGAAAUAACGCCCACUAUUCUUCCCAAAUAAAGAAACCAUUAAACUAUUUAUUUUUUUAACACGACGUAUUGGUCGUUUGCGUUAGUGUUGUCUGGUAUGAAUAUUCCACCAAUAUUAGUGUUAUUGAUUAAUUAUAUCAAUAGCUACAAUGCUGAAAGAUCGAUUCGCCGUAGCAACAACACCUCAAAACACAUUAAAAUUUAACCACGCUUACUGACAAUACGUUCAGAAUCAAUAGAUCACGUCAGUGGAGAGUGUACACCAUUGUCACUCGGCAAACCUCAGCAGACCAGUACCCUAGCCUCGGCUGUAUGACAAAGGUCGCCAUUGGAACUACUUUCAAGUUCCCGGAUUACCAGCUGCGUUGCCCAUGACGACGCCUUUGAAGAAUGUUUUAUCAUACAAAGCUUUCAAAGUCUGAAUCUGUUUUCCUGUCAAGUUUAUCCUAUUUUCUUCAAGACAAGAACAACUUUUUUCUAAAAGCGGCAAGAUUCCCUAAUAAGUAAACCGGUGCCGCAUCGCAAUUGUAGAGGUGUGGGUACAUAUCACUUACCGUCAUACAGCCGAGACUAGUACCGGGGUCUGUCGAGGUUUGCCGAGUGCACCAGUGUUUCUCAAAGACGGAGAAACAAAAGUAAAAGUAUAGAACGUGAUCUUUAGAAUGGAUUAUAUGAUGAUUUGAUAAUAACCAUUUGCUAAUUACGUCACAUAUGAGAUUAAAACGGCAUGUUUUGAAAUGACUUAAUAAAAUAGAAAUUACAAAGUUGAACGAUUCAUAUAUAUAAAUAUAUUUAUAUUAAUUGUUUUUUGUUAUUAUUUGGUAAUUGUUCCAUGUUUAGGAUGCAAAAAUCAUUCUCCAGCUAGUCUCGGUCGCCCCAACACAAAUUAUCUCCCCUUUGGCCACUCUAUACAAUACCAACGAAAUUGCAAUCGGAAUUAUUCUUGUAAUGUCCUGCAUAGUUUCUAUACAUUCGAAACGGAGAGAAUUUACGCGGGGUGAUCUAGAUUAGUUUUAAGCUCCCAGUAUCUUGCUCAUAAAAAUGGCUAAAUCUAUUUGCUAAGGCCAGCUCAAUUUUUGUAAAGGUCGCUGAGAUGUAAAUAAGGUUCGGGCACGUGAUUGUUGGCGAGAUUGUAGGUUAGGGUUAGGGUUAUCAUUGGGGCUAGGGUAGGGUUGAUAUUGGCGCUAGCCCUGUUUACAUCUCGUGACCUAUGGCGAAAAAUUGAGCUGGCCUUAUCAUUAAGCACUAACCAAGAAAAAUAAAAAUUGAAACUCCCACAGAUGUGAAUAAAAUUUGUAAGACUUUGGUUUGAAAGUGCUGAUUUGUUUUACGAAAUGUGUACCUUCUUACAUUAUAGAAUAUACAUCAAUAUAAUGCUCUUGUGUUGAAAAAUACUUUAUUAAAUUAAAAACACUUAUAUGGAUAUACUACUUCUGAAUUUAUUAAAGUUGCAAUAUCAUAUUUUUAAGUUAUAUUUUUUAAAAUUUAUUAAAAUAAAGCCUUAAAAUAGAUGGUAUCUAUAAACAGUCCUACCUUGUUAAAGAAUAAUCCUAUUAAUCCUAUAAUUCACUAUUGCCAGUUGAGAAAUUGGCAAAAUAUCAUUUUCAACUUCAAAUUCAAACGUUUGAAGAUAACUGCUCCAUGGUGGAGAAUAGAAAACAAGGGAGGUAAUUGUGUUAUUAUUUCCGGUGUAAAUGAGUUUUAAGUGUGAGAAUGUCACCUAUGAUCGUAUAAUAGUGAGUUGACAACCUAUAGAGCAAAAGACAUAGAAAUAAUUAUGUUUUGACUUUCUUAGAAAAUAUGAAAUUGUAACUUUAACAUAUAUUAUGUUAAUAAAUUCCGAAGUAGUAUAUCCAUAUAAGUGUUUUUAAUUUGUGAAAUCUUAUUCUAUUAUGUCUUAUAAGAAUUAUGAAAUAUACUUGAUAAUAUUUUUAACACUGAACAUUUAAGUCAACGAAAUAAGUAAAUACUCAGACCAAACCCUUGCCCCCUCACUUUAUUUUUACUUAAAGAUACAUUCUGUACGAUUUAGAUAAAGAGCUGACCAUUUUUACUAUAAUGGCUCAAAAAUAGAAAAUAUUGAAAAUUUCAUUCAAAUUACUUCAUUCUGAGCCAAGUUAUCUCUGUUUGUAGUUUUGACCAGAUGUGUGCAUUGUGGUAACCAGGGCACUGGUAUAUUCGAGACUUAGCCUCGCUUUCCCAUUUUUAAAUUAAAUUUGAGUAUCGGACGCCAUCGAAGGUUGAUUAAGGUCUUGUUUUGUUAAUAUGAAGAGCCCAGGGGAAGAACGAACUAAGUCACAUUAUUGUAGUUUCGCAUAAAAUAUGUAAAUUUUUGCGUGGAAUAAGCCGUAAAAAGAUAGAUAUUUCCGAAAAAUGCACAUGACGAUUAGCGACAUUAUUUGAAUGAUGGUUCCAUUGAAUGUAACUACGAGCGUAUGUAAGGGGGUAUGAACUUUAUAUUAAGAGAUUGGACUUGUGACACAGUUACACACUGACAAUAAAAGUUCAAUAGCCAAGACUGUGUAGUAAUAUCGGACUUCUUCGGUAUUCCUCGUUCUCAAUAAAGUAUGGAUGAUAGCUGCUCGGAAUAUCUGGGUGAGAUCUGAUGAAUUUCGCCAAAGACCCUGUUUUAUAACCCACUUAACUAACUUCUGUACAUCAUAGACCGACCUUGAUGUUAAUUUCCUUCCCAAAUAUGAAAUAAACAACCCCAUUCUCCAAAGACCUUAUUUGGUCUACCAAACACACGUCAUAAAUAAGUUUGUAUUUGAUGGAUAUUUUGACAACGGUAAUGAUUUUACCAAAAUAUCACUGUUUUUUUAUAUAUAAAUAUAUCACUCAAUUCAUUACGUACGUGACUGUGAUUUGACUCUAUAUAAUCAGUUAAAGAUACAAUAUGGUCGCAAGGACCAUAGUAUUACAGAGAGAGAGAUAGAGAGAAAUUGGGUUUGACGUCCACUCGACACAAACUAGGUCAUUUCGGGACUAACAUAUGGUUUAAUUUUAUCUCAAUAAUUCGCUUGCGCAUAGGGGUCUUUAGCAGUGGGAGGAAACCGGAGGACCUGGAGAAAACCCACGAGGUUGGACAGGCGACCCUACUCCUUGUCACGUACAACCGGAGAUUCGAAUCCACGCCAGUCGACUCAAUGACAGACUUUAUGAUACAGCGCGCGCACGCUAACCAUUCAGCCACCCCACCUCCCUCCAUAGUAUUACAACUGUGUGACUUAAGACUUGGGCUAUAAUAUAUACAAUUUUAACAACCUGACCUUCAGGGUCAAUAUAUUUAUCUUAACUAACUUGAAUUUUAACAAACAUUCAGCCCAGGGUAAAAUAUCUAUAGCUGAAUAAAUAUCUAGCCAAUUAAAGAUACAUUAGUUAAGAGUUUUAUAAUGAGUUGGCCAUUCUUGCUAUAAUAAUUCAAAAAUAGAUGAUACAAAAGAAAAUGUUGAAAAUGUCAGUCAAAUUACUUUGUUCUAAACGGAAUUGUCACUUUUGGAAGUUUGGACUACAGAGUGAUUUUGAGCUUGUCGUGUAAAUAAAAAGUCUAAUUAAUAAUUUCUAUAACAUCUGAUUAAGCCUAAAUAAAGACUUGCAAUAGGCAGAUUUAACUCUUGCAUAAUAUAUGUUUAAAUUGGGUAGCUUUUUUAAAAAUAAAAGAAAAAUGGAAUGUGUUGUCAGCAUAUUUUUGUUGUACCAAAGGCUAGUCAUGAAAGGGUACACUUUACGUUUCACACAACAUUUUAAAAAUGAAAUUGAAAGUUGUAUACCGAUUUUGGGCUCGAAAUUGAGACUGUACUACUGAUUGUAUUGGGUGGUAUAUUGUCGCCUCCCCUGUCCGUCCAUCGACCCUCCCGUCUUCCACAAUUACCAAUGCACACUCUAGGGGCUAAUGUAUACAGUGUUUAUGGUCAUGCGACGAAAAAUCAUUAUUAUUGAUUUGCAAUGAUUUGAUUAUUGAUUUACUAUGAUUAUUGAUUUACAAUGAUUAUUGAUUUACAUUGAUUAUUUCAUUGCUUGUUAACUCUUGAGUAGAACAUGUACAACUGGCUUUUUUAACAGUCGUAUGGGAUCGCAAGACCACUUAUGUUGCAAUGAAAUGAAAUGAAAUAGGGGUUUAACGUCCUACUGUUCUGCUCCGACUGGGCUAAUGAGGACGGGCAUAACCCAUACAGUGUGCUAUGAGGGAAAUUUUGCCCGGACAGCGGCACUAUGGCCAAGGCAUAUUUUACGUGCACGCCAAUGUAUACAUGGGACCUCGGUCUCUCAGUUGCACCAAACCCAAUCGCACACAGUCGCAUCGCGCAAGGGCGACAUACCGCCCCACUCCCCCACUUUAAUGUCUUAUCAGUGAUUGCUCCCAUCGCCUCCAAAAGAAUAUAUUUACGACAAACUUUUUAGACUGCCCGGGCGAAUUAGCUGCCGUUGAAGUUUUUUUCGUUUCUUAUAUAUGAAAUUUCAUUUAUAACAUUGAAAUUAAAACGAAAUAUUAUCUGAGAUUAAUUUAUUAUAUGAAUGUGUGACUAUGUGGCCCUAAAACAGCAAGGAUUUUAUGUUAAAGAAUUCCAUUUUUGGGGUUACAGUAAAGAGAUGGUAGAUUCCAGUAGAAUAUACACAAUAGAAUUAAAAAUUGGAUCACAUUUUCGUUUCGUUAAAUUUUCUGAAACGAAAUGUUUCUAAACAGGGGCCUGUUUCACGAAAUCUUAACUAAAGAUAAAAUCUAAAUUUUAGUAGAUACUUCAAUUUUGAUUGGCUAAGGACUAAAAUCAAUUUAAUAUUAUCCAAUCAAAUUACUAAAAUUUCGUGAAACAGGCCCCAGAAAGGUAAUUGACAUCUGAUUUUAAUAAGAUUGAUAUUUAGCUGGUGUAUAUUUAUUAUUUGAAUUUGGGUGCAUAUAAUAACACCAUGUGGUGUCUAGAAUCAUUUAUAAUACAUGAUCAUUACUGUUAUAUUAAAAAUUCAUGCAUACGA